GCAGGAAUGUGUGGACAGAAGCAGCUGCAGGGGGAGGGUGAUGUGAUUCACCGCGUUAUCUUCCGCUGGCUGUCAUAUCUUCGAUUGGAGGAGUGAAGUUUUCAUUUGUACCUUCUCUUCCUCCUCCUUCUCCCCACUCGGAGCCCCGCCUCGGGCCGCUGGCACACCUGGACUCGGAGCAGCGGCGGCGGCUAAAUCUGCGGAGGAGCCCGGUGGUCUGGAGGUCUAGAGGUCUGGAAGUUGGAGGCUUCAGGACGCUUCGACUCUCAACAGUAGGUUUCAGUGAUUUCAAAGCCUCGUCGUAGCCGCAUGCAGUGAACCCAGCGACUUUGACGCAUUUACGACGCUGAAAAUGGGCCAAAUGCGCCAGUCAGGACGCAUGCGAGAAUAAACAGUCAGAAUGGGUGAAGCACCAGCCAGAGAGGAUGGCACAGUGACCCGGUCAGCAGAGUAUGUGGGCUCAUUUCCUGUGGACGACCGCUGUUUGGACGAGCAGAUUAAGCAACUGGACACACAGCUGACGUCCCUCAGAACAUGCAAGAGACGGCGGCCUGUGUCCCUGAAAUUCUCCAUUAAAGGUGUGAAAAUGUACAAUGAGGAUGAAACAACCCUCCUCAUGGCUCAUGCUCUGCGUAGAGUCUCUCUGUCCACCGCCCGGCCCGUCGAUGCCCAGUUUGCCUUUGUCUCCCAUAACCCAGGCAGCAUCGAUGCCCAACUCUACUGCCAUGUCUUCAAAGCAAGGCAUUCCAGAGCGGCCCAAUUCCUGAACUUGCUGCUGUGCCGCUGUUUCCAGCUGUCUUACUUGGAGAAGCACCCAGAAGAGGCUCAGGAAGACUCUGUUGGCUCAGCGCCUCGCCGCAACCCUUCACUACUCAACCACGGCUUCCCUCUUAGCGUCAGUGCCUUGGUGUCAUUCAGGAGAGCCCCUUUUAGGGGGUUGCUGCCAGGCACUAAGAAAAAGCAGAAGUCUUUCGAGGAACAGCACAGCAGUCAAGACGAAGUCUUCCCCACCUCCUCCCCGUCCCUGGUGCGCAAGAAAGCCAUUCGUACCAAAGCGCUGCGUUCUGGUGCCUACCGCUCCUUCACCUUCACGCCGCUCAAACAGCGCAAUGUUCAGGAGCGACUGAGCUCAUCACAAGGAAAGAACCAAGACAAGAUUCCAGGGAGGAGAUCCCGGGCUCCCAGCUUGGCCGAAACAGAAGAAGCUCUGGCUCAAGCUGUGUGGUGUUGGGCUGGUAUCGCAACUGACAGCAGCUAUUCCCUGCUUGCAGACGAUGUUUUGGGAUCAUACCUUCUUUGCCCACAUCCCAAAAAACCCAAAUGUGGUUCUCUGAUCAUUCGCUUCCCCUCUGGCCUCAUCACCCACCUCAUAGAAAACACUCGUAAAGGGAAAUUCUUGCUGGAGAAAUGCAAGACGGAGUUCAGCUCUCUAGCAGAGCUGAUUGAACACUACACGGAGACCCAGGACAACCUGCCGUGUCCGCUGAGCUGUGCUCGGGUGAACCACUGCUACGAGUGGGAGGAAGAUACCAGCAAGCAGCAGCCUGUAAAGCUACACAGGAGCCCAAACAAAAUCAAAACUAAAAGUACCCACAGAAAGGCAUGGGUGUAAACCCUAGACCCUGGAACAUAUGGACUGCCAAACUUAGAGGAUGCAAAAUACGGGACACUCUUUAUUUCUUUUGCACAUUUUUCAUCUUUUUCUUUUAAUGCACGUGGUAUUGUGGGGAGACUUCACUAACUGUAAAAUAAUGCACCUAUUUGCAAUGUUGGCACUUACUUAGGGUACUUAUUUGUUAAAGAUGUCAUACUUUGUGCAUGCUGCUUUUAUGUUUUUGAAUAUACUUUUUAAAGACUGUUUUUAUAUGUGCCUAUGAGGCAUCAGAGGAGUUUUAGUGUUUUUAUAUGUGAACCUAACAAACUGAAUCUGUGGAGUGAAUUUUAUCACUCAACCUGAUGCCAAAACCUUGGCUUUCUUACUGGCCUUGUACAGAUGUUACGCAUAUCUAUUUGUUCAAAUGUGACUUUUUCCUUGAAUUUUAAAUGUGCUUGCAGAUUACUGUAAGUGAGUUUAGACUUAUUGUGUGUUAGUAAUGGUAGUGUACAUCCUGAUGUGUCCUGCUUUAAGGAAAUAUGAUUAUGACCCAUUGUUUUCUAUAUCUUGGCGUCUCAGAGUGUAUUACUACCCUGAGCAUGGCGUCAAGUUAUGUUUGUUUUGCUGGUAAUGUGAACAGUUAAAUAUAAUGAAAGCUACUUUUUUUUUUAAAGCCCAAAGCUUAUUUUUUUCAGCAGAACAUAGUACAAACUAGUUGAAGUUCUGCCCAGGGAUUUUGGUUAUUAUAAGACUACAUGUAGUAUUGUUUCCUUGUCUGGUAGAACAAUUCUCUAAUGAGUCCUUUCCAUAUUAAGUUACCAUACAUUUAUCACUUUGUUCACACCAGUUUGAGAAUAAAUCAUGGGCUUUUCUGUUUUCAUUCCACACCCUACAAAA
Molecule: messenger RNA, 2491 nt
Organism: Amphiprion ocellaris (clown anemonefish)
Lineage: Eukaryota; Metazoa; Chordata; Actinopteri; Pomacentridae
Gene: sh2d5
Product: SH2 domain containing 5
Exons: 11
Coding region: 401-1612 (403 amino acids)
Cellular component (GO): postsynaptic density
Source: RefSeq, a predicted model, not a curated record